AUGGAAAACUAGACACAGUAGCCCUCAACAAUGGCGACCGCUAUUCUUCUCUGGAUUCCUAUAGCUGCGAUCUCCACGAUUCUGGCCUUAAUUCUAAAACUAGCAUCGACCAUCUUCAGUUGCCGGAGAUAUAGAAAGAAGGCCAUCGGAUUUUUCCACCCUUUCACCAACGACGGCGGCGGAGGAGAGAGAGUUCUCUGGUGUGCCGUCAAAGCUAUCCAAGAAGAGUACCCCGAUCUGGACUGCGUUAUUUACACUGGAGACUAUCGUGAUGCCUCUCCUGAAAGCCUCGCUGAUAGAGCUCUCAAACGAUUUGGUGUCCAAUUACUCCACCCCCUUAAGGUGGUGCAUCUCUACAAGAGGAAGUGGGUUGAUGAAGCAACCUAUCCACGGUUCACUAUGAUUGGACAAAGUCUUGGUUCAGUUUACCUCUCAUGGGAAGCUUUAUGCAAGUUUACUCCUUUGUAUUAUUUUGAUACCUGUGGCUAUGCCUUUACUUAUCCAGUUGCCAGGGUAUUUGGAUGUAAAGUGAUUUGCUAUACACAUUAUCCAACUAUCAGUUUGGACAUGCUAUCUCGUGUUCAUGGACGGAAUUCUAUGUACAAUAAUGACACACUGAUUGCUAAGAGUUCCUUUCUAUCCCAUUGCAAAGUCAUAUACUACAUGCUUUUUAGCUGGAUGUAUGGCAUUGUUGGCUCAUAUGCACACCUUGCAAUGGUGAAUUCUUCAUGGACAAAGUCUCAUAUUGAAAAGCUUUGGGGAAUUCCAGAUCGCAUUCGGCGUGUUUACCCUCCUUGUGACACUUCAGGGCUUCAGGCACUUCCAUUGGAGAGGCCUAUGACACCACCCAAGAUUAUUUCUGUGUCUCAAUUUCGGCCAGAGAAGGCACAUCCUAUUCAGCUGGAGGCAUUUGCUGUUGCCAUUACAAAGUUGGAUUUAAAUCUUCCAAGGCCCAAACUUCAGCUUGUGGGUAGUUGUAGAAAUGAAGCAGAUGAGAGAAGGUUGCAAGAGUUGCAGGACCUAGCUGUUGAAUUAAAGGUGGCAGAUGAUGUGGAGUUUCAUAAGAAUGUGAUGUAUAGUGAUUUGGUUAAGCUUUUGGGUGGUGCGGUUGCAGGAAUUCAUUCCAUGAUAGAUGAGCAUUUUGGAAUAUGUGUUGUGGAGUACAUGGCCGCUGGGGCAGUACCAAUAGCCCAUAAUUCGGCUGGCCCCAAGAUGGAUAUUGUGUCAGCAGAAGAUGGGGAACAAACUGGAUUCCUUGCCGAAAAUGUGCAAGAAUAUGCAGAGGCCAUUUUCAAGGUCAUUGUGAUGCCUGAAUCCAAGAGAUGUGUCAUGGCAGCAGCUGCAAGGAGAAGGGCCUCAAGGUUCUCAGAGGAUAGAUUUUUCGAGGACUUUAGAGCUGCUAUCAGACCUAUCUUAUGCCAAACUUCAAGAUGAUACAAAUACAAUUUUGUUAAUGGAUGCCUAUUACCCGUUUAGUUUAGUGUUCAAAUGAGAAAUGUAUGAAAAUCGUCUUGGGCUAAUGUACUCUUUCCCUUCUUCCCUCCCUAACAUUAACACAGAGAUUUGACACAUCAUUUAUGUCCCUGAUGGAAAAUUUUAGAAGGGAAUUUUUGUUAGGACUUGAUGCUGAGCAAUUGUAGAAAAUUGUAUACAUGGAAUUUGAGUGGUUGGAUCAUUUUGUCGUGGUU
Molecule: messenger RNA, 1688 nt
Organism: Coffea eugenioides
Lineage: Eukaryota; Viridiplantae; Streptophyta; Magnoliopsida; Gentianales; Rubiaceae
Product: GDP-Man:Man(3)GlcNAc(2)-PP-Dol alpha-1,2-mannosyltransferase
Exons: 7
Coding region: 31-1434 (467 amino acids)
Biological process (GO): protein N-linked glycosylation
Cellular component (GO): endoplasmic reticulum membrane
Molecular function (GO): GDP-Man:Man(3)GlcNAc(2)-PP-Dol alpha-1,2-mannosyltransferase activity
Source: RefSeq, a predicted model, not a curated record